Sphaerodactylus townsendi is the source of this 2105-nucleotide messenger RNA. RefSeq names its product ring finger protein 115 (gene RNF115). Gene Ontology annotation, biological process: positive regulation of DNA-templated transcription; protein ubiquitination; ubiquitin-dependent protein catabolic process. Gene Ontology annotation, cellular component: cytoplasm; nucleoplasm. Lineage: Eukaryota; Metazoa; Chordata; Lepidosauria; Squamata; Sphaerodactylidae. Gene Ontology annotation, molecular function: ubiquitin protein ligase activity. Bases 86 to 661 code for a protein of 191 amino acids. The record is from RefSeq and is a predicted model, not a curated record. The transcript is spliced from 7 exons.
CAGUUUUCUAGAAGGAGGCGGAGGAGGAAUAGACGACAGCCCGUCCUCCCAGUUUGCAGACUUUUGGGACCAGCUGGAUCACUCAAUGGUUUUCCCAGACUUCCGGCCGCUCCGAAGCAGCUCGCCGGAGCAAGAUGGUCGGGACAACGAGAGGGGCCACCAAGCUCACGCGGACCUGUGGGGACCAAGCAGACCUCCGCGGCUGCCCAUGACGCGGAGGUAUAGAUCCCGAGGCAGCACGCGGCCCGACAGGUCGCCAGCUAUCGAAGGAAUAAUACAACAGAUCUUUGCGGGCUUCUUUGCGAAUUCUGCAAUUCCCGGCUCCCCUCACCCCUUUUCCUGGGGUGGCAUGUUGCACUCGAAUCCCGGGGACUAUGCUUGGGGUCAGAGCGGCCUUGACGCGAUCGUAACGCAGCUUUUGGGACAACUGGAAAACACAGGACCUCCCCCAGCAGACAAAGAGAAGAUUUCUUCUCUCCCAACAGUGACCGUCACUCAGGAACAAGUUGAUACAGGCCUAGAGUGCCCCGUGUGUAAAGAAGACUACACUAUAGCGGAACAGGUCCGGCAACUCCCGUGCAAUCACUACUUCCACAGCAGCUGCAUCGUGCCCUGGUUAGAGCUGCCGCGAUACCGCGUGUCCGUGUGCGGAAGAGUUUGAGCGGCGGGAUUCCCUUUCGGCAAACGCUGAACUCGAAGUGACCUGCUUUCAAUUCCUUUGCAGCGCAAGCCACUUACAUGACCGAUGGACUUUCUGAAGCCCCCAGCACAGGGGGCGGGUGGGGACAGGGGUGGGAGGUUCAGGCCUGUAGUAUCCCUUACUACAGUUGUAAAAUUGUAUAAUAAUUACAGUCCACAUCUGAGUAGCGAGGAAAAGGAGGAAGAACUGGCACGAGCACGGUGGAACCUCAGCCCCCCCAAUCGCCGAGAAAAAGCCGGCCUGUUUAGCUGGGUCACCACGGCAUCCAUGCGCCCCUUUUCAUGUUUUCUUUCCAAGCUUGAGUGAAUUUUUAGAAUGUGGGGUGGGAGGUGACGCAAAGAACCCCACGAGCAAGAGGCCUGUCUCCUUAGCCGCCCCACUGGUUUUUGCAAGGGGGUGUGGCUCCAGCCCCCUUCCUUCUCCUUUGAAGAGUGUACAUAUUCAGUGCUAGGAAGAGCCAGCCGGAGGUUUGCUGGGGUUGUUGUUUUGUGGAACAGUGAGCCAAGAGCGUCUGUCGCCUUUCCAUUGUCUCUCCAAAUAGAACAUGUGAACCCCUGGUUCAUCCAGCUUUCCCACGAUUCUUGGAGCGCAGCAUAUUUUGGCCGAGGGUUCUUUCGAUGAGGCUGGGAUCAAGGAAGAUACCUGGGGUUUUUUUUUUUUCUAUGUGAUUAUGUUUUUCCGGAAUGGGAGAGAACACUCAAGUCUAGAAGGGGGAGGAGAAAGGAGAGGGGAACCCCCCCUUGAUUCCAUUAAAACAGGUAUGUAGCACACCUCUGGGACAGCAUUUUAUCCCCCCCUUUCCCGCCUUUCUUGUCUACGGCUCCAUUGUUCUCAAGUUUGUCUGAACCAGGAUCUAUAUUCACCUGCCACUUAAGACCCCGGUGUUUUUUUUUUCUGCCUUGUCAAUGAGCCCGGACCCGCGUUUAAUUUAUCCUCAGCAUUCCCGAAGAGCCCAGCAUAAACUCUGUGUCUUGCAGGCAGUUCUUCAGUAUUUAAUAGGAAAAUGCCAAUCGUAGAGAACCGCUGCUUUCCUCUCCCUCUUUCUUUUUUUUUUUAAAGUGUGUUUGGAACAUUUCUCUCAUCUGCAUUUUUCCCCCUCCUCUGUUUUUAAUCUUCGGAAUCAUGUCUGAGCUCAGAACACCCGCUGCACAUGGGCCCAGAAGCGCAUUUCUGUCCGGGAACCAGAAGGAUGUCUGGCUUAGACGGUGUGGGGGCGGGGGGGAGGGCUAGAGGGGGAGAGGCAGAGAGAGAGGGAAGGCAGGGUCCUGUCUUGGAAAAGAAGAAUGAAGCAAGGAAUAUACCCUAUUGCCACUUCAUUGCUGUAACGGUGUACCAGGUACACUCAAUCUCAAACUUAACGUCUUUUGUUUGCUAUCAAAAGUUGAAUAAAAGUCUUUAUAAAGAA